AUGAAUCGCAUGGCUAAAUGCCGCCUUUUGCUCUUCCUCCUCUUGGCUCUUCUCUUGCCCGAGGCGCGUGCGGCUUCGUGCCACCCUGACGACCUCCGCGCGCUGCAGGGCUUCGCCGGGAACCUUAGUAGGGGUGGAGUCCUCCUCCGCGCCGCAUGGUCUGGCACCAUGUGUUGUGGGUGGGAUGGCGUGGGCUGUGACGGUGCCACCGGCCGUGUCACGGCGUUGCGCCUCCCUGGGCGCGGCCUUGUGGGGCCCAUCCCAGGAGCCUCCCUCGCGGGCCUUGCACGGCUGGAGGAGCUUGACCUCGGCUACAACGGCUUGCACAACAUCUCAGGGGCAAUCACCGUGUUGCGUGGGUGCCAGAACCUCACCACGCUGAUCCUCACUAGGAAUUUCGGCGGGGAGGAGCUACUCGGCGAUGGUUUUAUUGGUGGCUUCAAGAGCCUCGUGGUUCUGGACCUUGGUGAUUCUGCUCUUAGGGGCAGGGUUCCGAAAUGGUUGUCUCAAUGCAAGAAAAUGGAGGUGCUUGACCUGUCCCGUAACCAAUUGGUCGGCACUGUCCCCUCAUCGAUUGGUAGGCUUGACCACCUUUGCUACUUGGAUCUCUCCAACAAUACAUUGGUUGGCGAGGUACCCAAGAGUUCUAAGGGCCUCAACACUACUAGAUGUUCAUCGGACAAUGAUCUCACUAACAUGUCAUUGUAUCUGAAACGUAGCGGAAGAAGUAGACAUCGCCGACAACAUAAGCAUGCCCCAAAUGUCAUAGCUGGGACCAACAACAUUGUUAGAUCUGGUAGCAACAACGUUCUGGCUAGGAAUGACAACACUAUAAUAUUUGGGAAUGACAACGCCGUAUCUGGGAGCUACCAGGUCGUAUAUGGAAAUAACCAUGUCGUAACUGGGGAUAAUCAUGUCGUAUCUGGGAGCAACCAUGCCGCAUCUGGGAGCUACCAUGUCGUGAUUGGGAAACACAAUAUUGUAUCCGGGACUCACAAUGACGUAGGUGGGAGCAAAAGUAUCGUAUCUGGUAGUAAAAAUGUUGUAUCUGGGAGCCAUAAUACCGUAUCCGGGAAGAACCAUUUCGUAUCUGGGCACAACAAAGUCGUAACCUGA
This is a messenger RNA of Triticum dicoccoides, 1116 nucleotides long. RefSeq names its product phytosulfokine receptor 2-like. Bases 1 to 1116 code for a protein of 371 amino acids. The record is from RefSeq and is a predicted model, not a curated record. NCBI's taxonomy places the organism in Eukaryota, Viridiplantae, Streptophyta, Magnoliopsida, Poales, Poaceae. Gene Ontology annotation, molecular function: protein binding. The transcript has a single exon.